Seminavis robusta is the source of this 456-nucleotide messenger RNA. The record is from the annotation of a GenBank genome assembly. Lineage: Eukaryota; Bacillariophyta; Bacillariophyceae; Naviculales; Naviculaceae.
GACCCACGCAAUGUUCACGGAUACAUUAUUGGUGAGCACGGAGAUUCUUCCAUCCCUGUAUGGUCUUCGGUCCGUGUCGGUGCUCUCCCUUUGUUGGACCCUGGUCAGGAACCCGAUGAUACACUCAAGGCCAUUCACAAGGCGGUUGUGGACUCGGCCUAUGAUGUCAUUAACCUCAAGGGAUACACCAACUGGGCUAUUGGCAUGUCCACGGCGUAUUUGGCCAAAGCCGUCCUCAAUGACACUCGUACCAUCGUCCCCGUCUCUACCUGUGUCCGUGGGCUUUACGGUGUCGAAGACGAUGUCUUCCUCUCGGUUCCCUGCAGUCUCUCCAGCAAUGGAGUACAGGCAAGUGUCGAAAUGUCUUCGCCACUCACCAAGGACGAAGAGGCCAUCUUCCAAAAGUGUGCCAAGGGUAUCUGGGAGGUCCAAGAGCCCAUUUGGGCUACCCUCUAG